Ictalurus furcatus (blue catfish) is the source of this 7359-nucleotide messenger RNA. It is a transcript of the gene usp19, whose product is annotated as ubiquitin specific peptidase 19. Lineage: Eukaryota; Metazoa; Chordata; Actinopteri; Siluriformes; Ictaluridae. Bases 665 to 5182 code for a protein of 1505 amino acids. The transcript is spliced from 26 exons. Gene Ontology annotation, biological process: protein deubiquitination. Gene Ontology annotation, molecular function: cysteine-type deubiquitinase activity. The record is from RefSeq and is a predicted model, not a curated record.
UGACCACUGAGAUCCUACAGUGUGACAUGGCUUACAGCGGGGAUCAAGUCCAUACAGUCUGACAAGCAACAGUCGCAAAGAACUAUUUUAAAGAAUCGUACAGUGUGAACACGGCUUUAGUUGAGGGGAGAAAAAAGAUUGCGAAGGUUUUCAACUCAAUUGCAAUGCACCUCACAGGCAGCAAAUUAGAACCCGCUUCCUUAUCCUCCCUCUUAGGUGGUGAAUAUACACUACUGACCUCUGCUGGUGGAUUAAAUCAACGCUCUCUGUACCCGGAAGUCGCGUCGGUUAGUAAGGCAGAUAGCUCGUGUGAUUUCUCGAACCCGUCUCCGGUUUGUUUUGUGUCCCAACCUGCGAACUGUUAGCCGGGAUCUGCUGAUCGGAUUGAGGAAAGAUUUUUGUUCUAAAAUUUUUUUUUUUUUUUUUUUUUUUAAAUCUCCGCUGUCAGUCGCCGAGCAGCAUGGGCCCUGGCUAGAACCUUCUGGAAAGACCGGAGCUUUUAGUUUCGAGCACAACCCGAUUCUGUUCUGGGAGUUGCAACGCCGCCAAAAUAGCCGGCCCGAGCAGGAAGCGGCGCAGCUCGGACUCAGACCCCAGUGAAAGCGGCUCGGGCGGCGGCAGCGAGGUGAGGGACAGCCGCCCCGUCAGCGGCAAGUGGCUGAAGAUGGCCAGCAGCAGCUCUGCAUCGGGCGACGCGAGCCGCAGGAGAGCGCAGAGAGGAGCUGAGGAGAGCAGCAGCAAGAAGAAGCAAAAAGAUCGGGCUAACCAAGAGAGCAGAGAGGCCAAGCGUGCUGCAACUGCGGCUAACCAAGAGACGAAGAAAGAUAUAUUUCUAGACUGGAAGCAGAAUGCAGAUGAGGUGAUAGUCAGGCUGCGAUGUGGAGAGGGUGCACUGAAGGUGGAGAAUGUCGACUCUGCCUUUUCAGAUACAGCCUGCCAAGUCCGCUUCCCAGAUGGCCGUGAGUGGAGCUGUCACCUACACGCUGAGAUAGAGAGCUCCUGCAGUAAAUUGCUGUACAAGGAGAAAGGCAGCAUUUUGCAGCUCGUCAUGCACAAGAAGAUCCCCUUCAACAACUGGCCCACUCUUAUGAACAACAAAGAGAACGACCCAGUAAACAUCUUGAGGGAGAAUGGAUGCAGUCACAAGUCCUCAACAGAGCUGUCUGGGAAGUCCAUGUCGGGCUCUGAAACACUCAAAACGUCCAGCAGAGCAGAAGCACAGGCGCCACCGACAGAUCAGAAAGGCAGUAAACCUGACCGUGGUGUAAAAAGAGGGCUGAAGAACAAACAGGCGGAGAACUCUGAGAAUGCAGGCGUCAGAGUAUCCGAGACCAAGCCAGGCUGUAAAGGAGACCAGACUCCUGAGCCCACUGCCAAGAGAAUUGUCCGUCCUUCCAAAAGCACAAAGGAGCCCACUGUAGCAUCAAGUCCUGCACGAGAGCAUCAGCCCAAACCAGUAGUCAACAGCACACCCAUAACAAGCCAUGGAUCUGCCUCCGUGUCCUCUGUUCCCCAAGAAGGCAAAUCAGAACCCCAGGUUAAAGCAUGCCAGGGGUCACAAAAAGAGAAAGAGAUUGAAAAAAAGACAGACAGAUGCACUCAGGCUGAAGCAGGUAAAAAUAAGGAUCAGGUAACUGUUUGUGAGCCAAGGCCUGAGCCCCAUGAGCCUUCUGCUCCCAGAGUAAUACCUCCAACCCCUGGAGAAACCUGUAUACCUGGGGAGACCAGCAGAGAAGGAACUGCUCCAGAAGACAGAGAGAAAAACAAAGAGCAAGGGGGGACUGAUGGUGCUGUGCAGGACCGAAGACAGACAGAUGCUCCAGCCCACCAUCUGGGAUCUGGGGAGACCAUUCCAACAAUUGACUCCAAGAGGCAAGAGUUUAAAAAUACAGAGGAGGAGAAGAGGGACAGAUCUAAAGAGGAGCCAUGUGAGAAGAUUCUUGAGAAGAAGGACAGAGGCCCAGAGCCAAUGGUGAACCUGUCUUUUGUGAAGAAUGACUGGUAUGAGAAAGGGACGGACCUGAUGGUUGUCAAUGUCUACUUGAAGGAAAUCUGUAGGGAGAUUUCCAGGGUGCUCUUCAGGGAACAAGACUUCACCCUUAUCUUCCAGACCAGUGAUGCUAAUUUUUUACGUCGACAUCCGGACUGUGGACCAAACACUGUCUUCAAGUGGCAAAUCAAACUCAGGAACAUGAUUCAGCCGGAACAGUGCAGUUUUUCCUUCACGCCAUCACGCAUAGACAUCACCCUGAGGAAGAGGCACAGUCAGCGAUGGGGAGGUCUGGAAGCCCAAGUUCCACAAGGUGCAGUGGGGGGCGCGAAGGUUGCUGUGCCCUCCGGGCCUUCCUCCCUCGACAAGAAUCAGCCAGGGAGCAGUCAGCAUGCUCUGCCUGCCAAGGAGGAGCCGCGGGCUGGGGAGGAGAAGCCUAAGUCCUCUCGGGCUCCAGAGGACGGUACUUUAGAUGCCGUGGUUCCACGCUCUGUCUCUGAUCAUGUACCUAUCAAGCAAGAGCCAGCCAUUACCACGCCGAAGCCCACCUGCAUGGUGCAGCCGAUGACCCACGCUCCACCUGCAGGCAGUGAGCGACCCGAGGAAGAGGAGGAGAAGAAGGUGUGUCUCCCUGGCUUCACAGGACUGGUCAACCUGGGAAACACAUGCUUUAUGAACAGCGUGAUCCAGUCUCUCUCCAACACACGGGAACUAAGAGACUAUUUCCAUGACCGGGCAUUUGAGACAGAGAUCAACUGUAAUAACCCCCUAGGCACAGGUGGCAGGUUGGCCAUUGGGUUUGCGGUGCUGCUGCGCACUUUGUGGAAAGGCACUCACCAUGCUUUUCAACCCUCCAAAUUAAAGGCAAUAGUGGCCAGUAAGGCCAGUCAGUUUACAGGUUAUGCUCAACAUGAUGCCCAAGAAUUCAUGGCCUUCCUUUUGGAUGGUCUGCACGAGGACCUGAACCGUAUCCAAAACAAACCGUACACAGAAACCGUGGAUUCAGAUGGCCGCCAGGAUGAGGUUGUAGCGGAGGAAGCAUGGCAAAGGCACAAGAUGAGAAAUGAUUCUUUCAUUGUUGAUCUGUUCCAAGGCCAGUAUAAAUCAAAGCUUGUGUGCCCAAUGUGUGCAAAGGUUUCCAUUACCUUUGAUCCCUUCCUAUACCUGCCUGUUCCUCUACCUCAGAAACAAAAGGUGCUCACUGUCUUCUAUUUUGCUAAAGAGCCCCACAAGAAACCGGUCAAGUUUUUGGUGAGUGUUAGUAAAGAGAACUCAAGCACAGCAGAAGUGUUGGAGUCUAUUUCCCGGAGUGUGAGAGUCAAACCAGAGAACCUAAGAUUGGCAGAGGUGGUGAAAAAUCGUUUCCAUCGGAUAUUCUUGCCUUCUCACUCCCUGGAUACUGUUUCAUCUGUCGACAUGCUCUUUUGCUUCGAGGUCUUGUCCAAAGAGCUGACUAAGGAGAAAGUGGUGCUGCUUAGGGUCCAUCAGAGGCUUCAGGUUCCCAGUAUUCCUGUAGCCAAGUGUGCUGCCUGCCAGAAACCUCCUCUGUCAGAUGAAGAGAAACUGAGGCGCUGUACACGCUGCUAUCGUGUGGGCUACUGCAACCAGGCUUGCCAGAAGAACCACUGGCCCAACCAUAAAUCUCUAUGCCGGCCCAACUUUGAGAAUGUGGGACAGCCAUUUUUGAUCAGUGUGCCUGAGUCAAGGCUGACCUACACCCGCCUCACUCAGCUCCUUGAGGGGUAUUCCAGGUAUUCGGUGAAUGUUUUCCGUCCUCCGUUCCAGUCAGGUCGGACAUCGCCUGAGGCGAGUGUGUCUCGUGCUGAUCACCCUCUACCAACCGGUUCAGUUGUUGAGGGACCUGUGGCAGAUGAGGAAGAACUUCAUGUAACUGAAGCAGGGGAUGCUCAGGAACAGGACAAUGUGUCUCCUGAAAUGGCAACAACACAGGUUUCCGCUCACUCAGCAGAAGACCUGAACACUCUGUCCACUCGCACCACAGACUCUGGCUUCUCUGAACUGUCUAGCUCCCAGGAUCUUUUUGGAGAGAAAGAAACAUCAUGUGAAAAGGCUGUGAAACCAGAAGCUGCCAUCACAGGGUACCAACAACCCUUAGACUGUAGCUACAGGAGUGGCUCUCAGUUCUAUAUCUCGCUACAAGAUGCCGACAACAAGGAACUAAAACUUGAAGACAAAGGUGAUGGAGUACUGGAGGUGUCUGAAGACUGCGCCUUGGAGCUGGUGUGGAAGAAUAAUGAGCGGCUAAAAGAGUAUGUGCUGGUGCGUUCCAAAGAGCUGGAGUUUGAUGAGGACCCAGGCUCUGCCAGCGAGACCGCCAGGGCAGGACACUUUACGCUUGAGCAGUGCCUCAACCUCUUCACCAAGCCUGAGGUGCUAGCACCUGAAGAAGCAUGGUACUGUCCAAAAUGUCAGCAACACAGGGAGGCCUCCAAGCAGCUUCUGCUUUGGCGUCUGCCGAAUGUGCUCAUCAUCCAGCUCAAACGAUUUUCCUUCCGGAGCUUCAUCUGGAGAGACAAAAUCAAUGAUAUGGUCGACUUCCCUGUGAGGAACUUGGACUUGAGUAAGUUCUGUAUUGGCCAGAAGGAAGAUGUCCAGCAGCCCCCUAUUUAUGACCUAUAUGCUGUUAUAAACCACUAUGGAGGAAUGAUCGGAGGUCACUACACAGCCUAUGCUCGUCUACCCAAUGACAAAAACAGUCAGCGCAGUGAUGUUGGCUGGCGUCUGUUUGAUGACAGCACCGUGACUACAGUAGAAGAGAGCCAGGUGGUGACGCGCUAUGCCUACGUGCUGUUCUACCGGCGUAGGAACUCUCCUGUUGAGCGACCGCCUCGUCUGCUCGACCCGCUGGGAGCCGAGUCUCCUGCUGCAGCUGGAGCUGCUGCCAGUCAGGCGUCUCUGAUAUGGCAGGAACUGGAGGAAGAAGCAGAAGGGCAACAAGGCGCAUCCUCCUGGGGCCUCUUUCGGCCCAGACUCCAACCGAGAAGGCCCAGGACAAGGCUGGAGGAAGAGGAUGACCGCCAUGGAGGGCUCACAUGGCGCAGACAGGAACGAGUUUCUGAUCAUUCAGAUGAUGAUCGUACCAAAUAUUUCCUCUUGGGCACUAUGGCCGCAGUGUUUGCAUUGCUGCUCAACAUUAUCUGUCCCCUGAUAUACAAGUCUCAUUGGGGAUAAGCUGAAAAGUGUCACACAUUUAGAGUGUAUAUAUGUACAGUGUGUGUUGUUUAUUUCUAUAUAAAUACACACACAUGCACGCACACACACAUGUAACGUGUAUCUAGAAUAUACACAAAAGGGAGUUACUGUAGCUGGAUGGUUUAUUUAUUGUGUAGAUGAGGCUCUGGGCCUCUCUGUGACUUCUAUAUAAAAAUGGGAUGAAUUUUUUUUUUUUUUUUUUUUUAAAUAAUGUCUGUUUAUCUAUUUCUUUGAUUUUGAAAUACAGGAAUGUAUCAUAAAAUGAAUUCCUAAUUUUUAUUUUACAGUACAGUAAUUUUUACUAUUUAAGAAGCAAACCUUAAGAAACCUGAUUACAGGGCAAACUCAGGGCAUCCUGUAACUCUGUUUUAUACCAUUAGCAAUGUUUACCCUCUUAUUUCAUAUUAAUGUCACAUCGAUCAUGUAACAGCCUUCAGAUUUAGGUUGGGGGGAAAAAGUCUUAAACUUGUUAACACACCGACUUUGCAUUUGAGUUUAAUAUACUCUCAUGGAAAUAUAAAGCUCCGUAUAGCCAUUUGCUCACAACUCAAGUCAGUCCAUAAUGGCGAUUCUUAUACUGCGUAAAUAUAUAUGUGUAAAUAUGUAUUUUCUGCGGCGAGUUUCUUACUAAUAGGUGCUGCCAUCCGUCCAGCAUGAAGACAGCUUUUUUUGUUAUAAUGUCAAGUCACGUGGCUUAACCUCUCCAAAUGGUCUGAAAAAAUACGCUGUUGAUUUUGCUUUGUUUUGAUUUGAUUUUCCUCUCUCUCCCUAAAUUUAUUUAUUUAUUUCUUUUUUUAACUUCGUGUUAGGUGGUGGUAAUAUCACUGUCUUUUCUUACCCUUUUCAUUCCCAUGCUGGCUUUUGUUUAGAGGUGUGUGCAGGACUUUGACCAGGUUAGAGCAGUUUUAAAGCUAAAUGAAAGAAAGCAGCAAAUGCAUCACACAGUGUCACAAUACGUCUCACAUGAGCUCAUGUUAAUGAAUGUGGUCUUUCUUUCUCCUGUGGGCUUCAUAUCUGACUUCCCAUUUCUGACCACAACAAAGUUCACAAAUAAAAAUAAAAAUGUUUUGAAAAACCUUUUGUUGAUUCCUGUGGGAUCUCAGUCCUGAUGAACACCUCUAGGUUCGUAAAUGUUAUUAGACAUCCAGCAAUGUGUUUUCUUGAGGCUUCAUGAGGCAUUUUGUGGGCCUUCACUUUGUAAGGGAAUGUAGUAUUAGCUGGAGUGGUCAUGGUCUCAGGGAUGUAAAUCUAUAAUAGCCAUUUAUACUGCAGUGUGUAUAAUUGGCUUCAGUAACCGAUUUUAAUACCACUGAACUAAAUAUAAAAUUGUGGGCGGCUGUGGCUCAGGUGGUGGAGCGGGUUGUCCGCUAAUCGUAGGGUGGGCAGGUGGAUUCCCGGCCCACGUGACUCCACAUGCCGGAGUGUCCUUGGGCAAGACACUGAACCCCAAGUUGCUCCCGAUGGCAAGCUAGCGCCUUCCAUGGUCGCUCUGCUACCAUUCGCAUGCGGCGUGUGUGAAUGAGACACAGUGUAAAGAAGUUUGUAGAAGCACUAAGAUAAAAAAAUUUAAACAAUUUACCAUUUAAACAAUUUAUUCCAUAUUUGUGAUUUGUAUAUGCUGUUGCACCUUUGCAUAUACUGUACACCCACCCUGAAACUGGAAGAACAGCCAUUUUCUGUAUGAUGUUGGGGGGGUGUGUGUGUGUGUAUGUGUGUGUGUAUAUAUAUAUAUGUAUAUAUAUGUGUGUGUGUGUGUGUGUGUGUAUAUAUAUAUAUAUAUAGUAACUUUUAAAUGGUUCUUGUUUUCCACAUCAUUCUCAUGAGAAUCUUCAGAAGAGUCUUGGAGAGGUGUAAAAUGUGACUUUACAUAUAGACUUUACAUUUCCAUAUAUCUGUUGUGUAUAUUUUUGCAACGAGGCAACAUUUGGUUUAGAUUAAUUCUAUCAUGUAAUUAUCAGUUGGCUUGUGCAUACGGUGUAAAAUACUUCUACAUGUUUUAGAACAUGUUUUAUAAUAUGUUUAUUAAGUUAUUUAUGAUCGUAUUCUAUUGUCACAGCAAUAAUCAUAACAGAAUCUACAGCAGUGUACUAUGUGCUGUAGUAGAGUUACCUGUACUUCUGUUUUGUAAAUAAAAUGACAGUUUUCCAUUGCACAAA